AUGGCUCAAAUUCCGAAGUAUGUGUCCAACGCAUCAGCUGUUGACAUCACAACAAUCUUAUCUCCAAUAACAAUGGAGUUUGUGAAAACCUCUACGGAACCGCCCUUCUCUGGUAUCGUCAGUUACGACGUUCGUGAGAUCAUAGGGACCAUAAAUUUUGUUUUUCUUUGCGGCAUUAUCAGUUUGUUUGGAAUUGUCGCGAAUAUCAUCAACAUCAUCGUGUUCACCAUGCAGGGCUUUGCAGAAGACAUCAACAUUAGUUUGCUCUCUCUGGCUAUUAGUGAUUUGGGAUCCUUGAUGCAUCUACAGUGGUUCUCUAUCUGCCUCAAUCCGUGGUUUGCACAAUCGGGCAUUCCCUUCAGACCGUCAGAGAUCCAAAGCCUAACAGCUGGUUUUCCUCACAUUUGCUUUACCCGGAUCACAGGGUGGAUAACUGCGUUCGUCGCCUUUGAACGAUGCCUUUGCAUUGCCAUCCCUUUGAAAGUCAAAUCUAUCAUCACUCGAAAGCUGGUCAUAACUGUUAAUGUAAUGGUAUUUGUCAUUAUGUUUUUAAGCAUGAUACCAGUCUACACCACUGCCUACUACGAUUGGAAAUUUUACCCCGAUGUAAACAGAACCCUUCUGGGUAUAUUGUAUACAGCCAACAAGAAAGAAGUAUUAGGUAUCUCCAUUUUUUUCACUGACUUUGCAGGUCCUUUCUCCUCGUUCGCCAUCGUUAUCGUCAGUACUGUCAUCAUCAGGAUCAAGUUACGUCAGAAAGCAACAUGGCGGCAGACUGCGUCCAAUUCUGCUGCUAAUUCCUCGUCAGGAGAACUUCCAAAAAAAGAAAGAAAAGUUGUUGCCAUGGUAACGACGAUUUCUAUCAUCUUCAUUAUCUGCUUCACGCCAGUAUCGCUUUUGCACUCGGCGGAGGCGAUAGAACCAGAGUUUGACAUCAUCGGCAAGUAUAAAAAUCUCAACUGGAUCCUUUACUCCUUUGGAUUCCUUCUAGAAGCUUUUAACUCCAGCAUCAACAUCUUCGUUUACUUCCGGAUGAGCUCAAAGUAUCAGGAGGCUUUCCGGCGACUGUUUAAGAUCAAGGUGAAAGCGUAA
Molecule: messenger RNA, 1092 nt
Organism: Aplysia californica (California sea hare)
Lineage: Eukaryota; Metazoa; Mollusca; Gastropoda; Aplysiida; Aplysiidae
Product: free fatty acid receptor 3-like
Exons: 1
Coding region: 1-1092 (363 amino acids)
Biological process (GO): neuropeptide signaling pathway
Cellular component (GO): membrane
Molecular function (GO): G protein-coupled peptide receptor activity
Source: RefSeq, a predicted model, not a curated record